AGUCAGGAGUGGUAGUAGUGUGGUAUCGUCAUUCAUUAAAAUAUGCUUGACUCACUGCCUAGUGCGUGAAAGCGAACCUUGUUAUCACUUUCCUUGAAUGUGCACAUAAAACUAGACGAAGCUAGAGUGUGUAAGCAGAUAUGUUAACCGAACUAUUUAAGUUACACUUACCAAGAUUGCGGAUACAUCCGGAGUUCCAAGAAUGACGAUAUGCGCAUCCUAUAUUUCAGUGCUAACCACCGUCAAUCAAAUUGAUACCUAGUCUUUCGUGUCUUUCUCGCCUGCUGGAUUUUUUCACAGUGAUUUCACUUUGAAUUGAGACAUUCAACACAGUUUCAUCAUCGUUGUCUAAUUUAUGUGCGUUAACCGUGAUGAUGGAUUUUAUUAUUUCGUUCGGCUACUAAUAAUUUUAAGUGGUAAGUUUAAGUACUACUUGUGUGGUAGGUAACCAGUUAGUGUUUUUGGAGAAAAUAUUAUGCUAAAUUUCGCAUGUUCAUACAUUUUUUAAAUCUCCCUGGUUUUCAGACAGCUCAAAGCUGGCAUCAAGAUGCAGCUCUCUUGGCUCGCCUCAUUAAAGAGCAUAAAGGAGAUAUCGUCAUAUAUACCGGUGCUGGAAUCAGCACAUCUGCUAGUAUUCCUGAUUACAGGGGAACGAAUGGUUUAUGGACUACGCAAACCAGUCUAGUGACCAAUAAUAAUAGUUCAGUUCUUGAUUUCAAAAGAAAUGAUGAAGCAGGAUGUGAUCAGAUGACCAAAAGACAGGUAUAAUGCAGGAUUCCUGACCGCUCAUCUUUGUGGUAGGGUAAAAUAUCCAAUGGUAAACCAUCCCUUAAGUCCUCAAAGUCAAGAAAAUCUACCCCGCUAAAACUGAGACUUCCAGAAGCUACAACUGCAAAACCAACAUUCACUCAUAUGGCUAUCAAAGUUCUUGUGGAUGAAGGAUAUGUUCGACAUGUAGUUUCUCAAAAUGUUGAUGGUUUACAUAUGCGAAGUGGUUUAAAACGUGAGAAACUGUCAGAACUGCAUGGCAAUUUAUUUAUUGAACAAUGUAUCGCUUGUUCACACAGUGUCUUCCGGAGCUUUGAUGUCGCUGAGACUACUUCCCGUUCACACCACUUUACUGGACGUAUAUGUCCUCGCUGCCGCAGUUUACACCCUUUCGAGAGUUCAAUCGCCAGUAAUGUACUACGACAAACAGCCGAACAGUUCGCAACGUCAAAGUACAAAACAAAUGUGUCUAUUGAAAACUUAAUGUUAAGUUAUCGGCAUGCUGCAAGAAAGCUAGCCAAGUCAUUUGAAAGUGUACGUUGUAAAGCGAUGCAGCAACAUUUAAAUAGUGCACAAAAUUCAUCUGUUGUAAGUAAUUCUGAAAUUCUCACAAAUGCACCUUUGUUAAGAGAUGUUGUUGUACAUUUUUUUGAACGUCAACCGGAAAUGGGACUAGCGGAAAUUUAUCGCAUUCAAUCAGCUAUAGAAGCUGUACAUGGUCGUAAAUCACUGAAAGAUGCUGUAACGUCUACUUCAAAAGACUGUAAACUGCUGAAUCGUGGUUGCAAACGUCCUAAUGAUGAGUCAAUAAAAUAUCUUAUAGGAUCUCCAUGGUUUAAAAGAAUGCGUCCUGCAAUGAAGACAGAAUGUGAAGGCGUUUCUAAAUCCACAGGUGCAGAUGAUACACCGUCUCGGUCCUCUGAUCCGUUGGAAACACCCGCCAAAUUGAUAAUUGUCAUUGGUUCAUCUCUGACUGUUUUACGAAAUUAUUCAUUUUUGUGGCCUUACGGUCUCGGUCGAUGUGAUCAGAAGGGAUUGUGUAAGAAACUUCAAAAGAAACCAGCACCUUCCGAUCAAGAAGCAGAAUCGACUCCAAUUGCGAAUGCUAUUGAAAAUUGUCGCCUGGUUAUUAUUAAUUUACAGCCUACUUGUAAAGACGGGGUCGCUGACUUAGUUCUUCGUGUUCCUUGUGAUGAGUUAUUUCGUGCUGUUAUGUUAGACCACUUGGAAUUAGAUGUUCCUCAAUAUGAUUCCAAAACUGACCCUCUGUAUUCUAUUGCUGUAUCUUUAUCUCCAGAAGAGGAGUGUACCCGUACUCGUCCAGACAUUUCUUUUAAUUCCAUAUGAUGUCUCAUUUUUAAAACAAAGAAGUUUUAUUUUGAUAUCACACACACACACACACACACAAUAUUCUCACAAGAUUUCGGUGGUUUUGAUUGUACAUUUCUAAACCCGUCUUUAUAAUUUGCAGUUUAUACUUCAUUUAAUACGAAGCGGCGUUCAACAUCUCUGUAAAUGAUGAAUUGCAUUUAUAAUAAUAGUAGUUUUUUUU
Molecule: messenger RNA, 2320 nt
Organism: Trichobilharzia szidati
Lineage: Eukaryota; Metazoa; Platyhelminthes; Trematoda; Strigeidida; Schistosomatidae
Source: the annotation of a GenBank genome assembly